CUUCCGGUGUAGAGUGCUGAGGUCACGGUGUCCUUCCCCACGUGUGUGUCAGUGAGUGUGAUCCGCGAUCAGCAGCGCUAGCAGCUCCGAACUCUACCGAACACAAGCGCCGUCAUGCUGAAGUCUGUAAGCCGCGCGGUUCAGCUCGCUGCUCGACUGAGCUCCGUUCCGUCCGCACCCGCCAUCAGACCCGCGCUACACCUCAGCAGAACCUUCACCAGAUCCAUCUGGAGUCUGAGCAACAGCGGAGCGGCGUCAGGCUCCAGGCCGAGGCUGCUCACAGCGACACGGGCUCUGCCGACAGUGUCCUGCGGCUGCGGGAGUCUGCAUACUGAGGGUGAUAAAGCAUUUGGAGAGUUUCUCAAUGAUGAAAUCAAAGAAGAAAAGAAGAUCCAGAAGAACAAGAGUCUUCCUAAAAUGUCCGGCGGCUGGGAACUCGAACUCAACGGCACAGAAGCCAAACUCAUUCGCUCGCUGUCCGGAGAAAAAGUCACCAUCACAUUCAACGUGAACAACAGCAUCCCACCACAGCUGGAGGAAGAGCCUGAGCACACACAGAAGAGUCAGGAGGAAGAGCCUGACAUCGUCUCUACACCCAACUUUGUGGUUGAAGUGACCAAACCAGGAGCAAAGAAUUCACUAGUGUUUGACUGUCAUUUCCCAGAGGAUGAGCUCUUUGUCUCUGAGCAGACCGGUCACGGUGAUGGCGAGGAGGAGAGCGACAUCUUCGCCAUCCGUGAGGUCAGUUUCCAGCCGGAAGGAGAUGCAGAUUGGAAGGAAACCAGCUACACACUAAACACAGACUCUCUGGACUGGGCCCUGUAUGACCAUCUGAUGGACUUCCUGGCUGACCGUGGCGUUGACAACACAUUUGCGGAUGAGCUGAUUGACUUGAGCACAGCACUGGAGCAUCAGGAGUACAUCAAGUUCCUAGAAGAUCUCAGCACUUUUGUCAAAUGCAAAUAAGGUUGUCUAGAUUUAUCACAAACAUUGUGAUAUGUCUGGUUCAUGUAGUUUAAUGUGAUGGCAGAACGAAGAUGAAGGCAGAAAAGUUUUGUAUUUAAUUUUGUAUCAUGUUUUCAAGUUACGUGCACACCGGUUACAUUUCAGAUGUCAUCGCAGGGGUUUACAGGUCUAGAGAAGUUGAGAAUGUAAACAUUCGUGAGAAAUAAAACUCAGAGGAAAUAUU
This is a messenger RNA of Labeo rohita (rohu), 1189 nucleotides long. RefSeq names its product complement component 1, q subcomponent binding protein (gene c1qbp). Gene Ontology annotation, biological process: cytosolic ribosome assembly. The coding region runs from base 115 to 966 and encodes 283 amino acids. NCBI's taxonomy places the organism in Eukaryota, Metazoa, Chordata, Actinopteri, Cypriniformes, Cyprinidae. The transcript is spliced from 6 exons. Gene Ontology annotation, cellular component: mitochondrial matrix. The record is from RefSeq and is a predicted model, not a curated record.